CUAGGAAUAGCCACGCUUUGGUUUUUCGCUUCAUACGAAGCCAAGCUGCGGCAUCGGACAGCUUUGACUGGUUCGGACAUCACUAAUCGAUCACAGCUGCACGCCUGAAACAGCAGCGUGCCGAUUAGAGGCUUUUAAAAGGCUAAACACAGCCUACCCGCGAAAGCCGCUCUCCGGCAGGAUAUAAGCGCAAGAAACGCAGCAGAAAACGCCGCGCCCCGCUCCCCGACGUCGAAGAAGGCCUCGGCGACGCGGUCCGCAGCCAACACCCCCCAAAAACCAAGCAAAUAAACGUCGUCGAGACAAGGCGGGAAACCAUGGAGUUCUCGCACGUCGGCGACGUCCUGCACCCGUCGCCGGAUGACGUCGAGGCAGCAGUAAGGGCCGCAGGCACGAACACGGGAGAAGAAGUUUUAGAAGCCGCGAGACGGAAGAAGAUGAGUUUCGUCCGGAGGCAAUUAGCGCCGGAGGCAUCUCGAAGAGUCGACGCGGCCCUCAGCGAGGAGUUCAUCGGCGCGCCGGGGUGGCGGGUAGAAGUCGUCCAGGCGAGGCAGGUCUGCGGCGGGCCGUUGUGGUGCGUGUCGUCCGGAGGCAAGGGUCUCGUUGCUUGUGGUGGUUCUGAUGGUGUCGUGCGAGUAGCGACCCUAGGAACGUUUGAGCGUGCCGAAAGGUGGCGACUCAAUCGGGAUUCGGCGUUGUCUGAUGUCCAACUGCUCGAGGGCCACGAAGGGGCGGUCUUCGACUGCGCGUUUUCGAGGCAGGAGGACAAGAAGAAGACCACUCUCGUAACAGUAUCGGCGGACGCUACCGCAAGGUUGUGGACGGGCUGGGAGGGCGACCCGAGACUCUCGCCGGGUUUGAUCUUCGCCCACGGGCAGGGCGUCUGCUGCUGCGCUUGGUUAGGGGGCGAAUCAUUUGUGACCGGCGGCUUCGACCGAAACAUCCGAGUGUGGCACAUUCCCGACCGCAAGGCGACGGCCUGGGCCCACUUGAACGAUGCGGUUACUGCUGUUGGUUGCAGAGCGUCGGACGGUCCUGGGGCUCCAGCAAGGUUAGGUGUCGGUACAAGAGGCGGCCAGGUCUUCGUCUACAAGUCACGAGAUCAUACCCAUGUAGAAUGCGACGAGAUGGUGCUGGGGACCAUGCGUGCGGGAGCCUUCAACGAAGCGGAACGAUGCGGUGCUGCGGGCAUUCGGGCCCAAUCCAAUGCUCUGCAGGGCAUCGUGGCCGGUUCGGCCAAGCCCAAGAAAAAAGGUGGAGGGGGCUUCUUCUCCAAAUUGUUCAAGCCCCGGAAGAAGACCGCUGAUUUGCAAGCCGAGUCCGAGGCGCGCGCGGCGGAAUUCCUAUCAGGUACCGACGAGGACACGAAAGUGGAAGAGCAGAGUACUGAUGACGAAGGCGACGAUAGUUCUGAAGAUGGCGAUCUACAGGAAAUAGAACAGACCGACAAGGUCGCUUCUAUUGAGUCCGUGAAGUAUAGAGCUUCCUCGAUCUCAUUUCCCAGAGAGGACGGGUUAUUGUGCUGCGCGAACAACGGCGAGCCCGCUCUCUACGAUGCGAUGAACCCCCAGAAGGACGCUCAAACCACUUUUCGGGGAGGUGUUAGAUCUGUGGUGGGCUGCGGCGUGUCUGCGGACGAGACGGGCACGUUCUGCGUCGGAGGCUCGGAGACGGGCCAAAUCUUAGCGUGGCGGCUGCCUGAUGUUGGGACGUCGAAGCCCGAAGCGCUGCCCUUGGAAAUCGACGUGAAGGCACGGAACGCUCGGAUUGCAGCGGUUACUGCCGUUGCUUUUGUGCCUGCUGAGAGCGCGUCCGCUACCUUAGAUGCAAAAGUACUGAAGGCGACCUACGACAAUACUGGAGCGUGUUUGAUCGUCGCGACGGACUACUCUGGAAGGUUACUCGUCGCUCAGCGCGAGCCGGGCGACGCGCACGCCGAAGGUGUCGAUACUUUACCGACGCCGCCGCCGUCGGCCACGAAGACGAAGAAGAAGCGCCCGUCCCUGCCGGGCCAGGCCUACGUCGAGGAGGAGUAAGUCGGCCAUUUCUUGCAUUAAC
Molecule: messenger RNA, 2058 nt
Organism: Pelagomonas calceolata
Lineage: Eukaryota; Pelagophyceae; Pelagomonadales; Pelagomonadaceae
Source: the annotation of a GenBank genome assembly